AUGAGCACCUCUCCGCCGACGACUGCGCCCUCAACGCCACCUCCGAAGGAGACAUGCAAAGGAACAUGGACCUCGCCGCCGCCGCCGCCCCAACUCAAAGUGAAAGGCGCCAAAGUGCAAGUCGCGGACAACUUCGCCUACUUGGGCAGCACCCUCUCCCGCACCACCAAGAUCGUCGAUAAAGUGGCCCGCCGGAUCUCCAAAGCCAGCCAAAUCUUUGGCCGUCCUCAAAGCACAGUCUGGAAUCGCCACGGUAUUCAUCUCAACACCAAACUUAAUAUGUACAAGGUGGUCAUCUUGCCGACACUGUUGUAUGGAGCAGUGACCUGGACGGUGUAUAAGAAGCGGGCGCGGAGAUUCAACCACUUCCACGUCUCCGACGAAUACUGA
Messenger RNA from Spirometra erinaceieuropaei, 390 nucleotides. The record is from the annotation of a GenBank genome assembly. NCBI's taxonomy places the organism in Eukaryota, Metazoa, Platyhelminthes, Cestoda, Diphyllobothriidea, Diphyllobothriidae.